Molecule: messenger RNA, 3497 nt
Organism: Nerophis ophidion (straightnose pipefish)
Lineage: Eukaryota; Metazoa; Chordata; Actinopteri; Syngnathiformes; Syngnathidae
Gene: fermt2
Product: FERM domain containing kindlin 2
Exons: 17
Coding region: 325-2412 (695 amino acids)
Biological process (GO): cell-matrix adhesion; integrin-mediated signaling pathway
Cellular component (GO): focal adhesion; extrinsic component of cytoplasmic side of plasma membrane
Molecular function (GO): integrin binding
Source: RefSeq, a predicted model, not a curated record
CCGUGCCACAGCAGGGCUGACCACGGCUUGGGAAGCUCCCUCCUGUCCGAAAGGAAAAGUGGGACUGGAGCAGUGACGUGAUCCUCUCUGUGCUGGAAAGAGAGAGGAAGAGGGAGGGAGGAAGAGAGGACGGCUGGACUCCAUUAAAACCAAGCCUGCGAGGAAAACUGCUCGGGAUUUCUCCGCUUCUUCGGCGAGUUGCUCUCUAUUUUUACACCGCAACCUAAAAAAACCCCCAACAUAUUUCCUACAUGCGGUAACCUAUUUUUUUUUUUUAAUCGCGUCGAACGUUUAAGUGGAUCUUGUUGGUGCCUUUUGUGAAGGAUGGCGCUGGAUGGGAUACGGAUGCCCGACGGCUGCUACGCCGACGGGACGUGGGAGCUGAAGAUGCACGUUACCGACCUCCACAGAGACGUGUCGCUCAGAGUCACUGGGGAGAUCCACAUAGGCGGAGUCAUGCUCAAGCUGGUUGAGAAACUAGAUGUAAAGAAGGACUGGUCGGACCACGCUCUCUGGUGGGAAAAGAAGAAGACAUGGCUGCUGAAAACCCACUGGACACUGGACAAGUACGGCAUCCAGGCCGACGCCCGCCUCCUCUUCACGCCACAGCACAAGCUCCUGCGCCUUCAGCUGCCCAACAUGAAGCACAUGAAAGUCAAGGUCAACUUCUCCGACCGUGUCUUCAAGGCCGUCUCCGACAUCUGCAAGACGUUCAAUAUUCGCCAUCCAGAGGAGUCAUCUUUACUGCGCAAACCACGCGAUCCCAAAAAGAAGAAGAAAAAGAUAGAGGAGGCGGAGGAGGACGAUCUGGAGCUACAAGGUCCACUGUUAACCCCUGGAUCGGCAUCUGAGAUCAUAUACAUCGGACCUGUCAAAGGGAGCAUCUACUCCAGCCCGGGAUUGUACAGCAAGACAAUGACGCCCACGUAUGACUCCAGGGACGGAAGCCCGCUGUCGCCCACGUCCGCCUGGUUUGGAGACAGCCCGCUCUCAGAGGGCAAUCCCGGUAUCCUCGCCGUCAGCCAGCCCAUCUCCUCCCCAGACAUCCUGGUCAAACUCUACAAGUCCCAGUCCUUGCUGGACAAAGCCAAGAUCAACCAAGGGUGGUUGGACUCCUCCAGAUCUCUGAUGGAGCAGGAUGUGAAGGAGAAUGAGGUGUUGCUGCUUAGGUUUAAAUACCACAGUUUCUUUGACCUCAACCCAAAGUAUGAUGCCAUCAGGGUAAACCAGCUCUACGAACAGGCCAAGUGGGCCAUCCUGCUGGAGGAGAUCGAGUGCACGGAGGAAGAAAUGAUGAUGUUCGCCGCCUUGCAGUACCACAUCAACAAGCUGUCCAUCAUGUCAUCAGACAACCACAUGAACAACAGUGAGAAGGAGGUGGACGAGGUGGACGCUGCCCUCUCGGACCUGGAGAUCACCUUGGAAGGAGGCAAGACGUCCAACGCGCUGGGUGACAUCACGUCCAUUCCGGAGCUGGCAGACUACGUCAAAGUCUUCAAACCCAAGAAGCUAACCCUGAAGGGCUACAAGCAGUAUUGGUGCACGUUUAAAGACAUCACCAUUUCCUGUUUCAAGAGUAAAGAGGAAUCACACGGGACGCCCGCUCACCAGAUGAAUCUUAGAGGCUGCGAGGUGACCCCGGAUGUUAACAUAUCAGGUCAGAAAUUCAACAUCAAGCUGUUAAUCCCGGUGGCCGACGGCAUGAAUGAGAUCUGGCUGCGGUGCGACACGGAGAAGCAGUACGCCCACUGGAUGGCGGCGUGUCGCUUAGCCUCCAAGGGGAAGACCAUGGCGGACAGCUCCUACAACCUGGAAGUGCAGAACAUCCUCUCCUUCCUCAAGAUGCAGCACAUGAACCCCGACCCUCAGUUCAUCGAGCCUAUCACUACGGACAUCAACCCCGAGUGUUUGGUGUCCCCGCGAUAUUUGAAGAAGUACAAGAACAAGCAGCAAGGCUUUAUCAGGGAUGUGAUCUCAGCCCGCAUCCUCGAAGCCCACCAGAACGUGGCCCAGAUGAGUCUCAUUGAGGCCAAGAUGCGCUUCAUCCAGGCCUGGCAGUCCUUGCCCGAGUUUGGAAUCACUCACUUCCUGGCCAAGUUCCAGGGCGGGAAGCGUGAGGAGCUGAUCGGCAUCACCUACAACCGCUUGAUCCGCAUGGACGCCAACACCGGAGACGCCAUCAAGACCUGGCGCUUCAGCAACAUGAAGCAGUGGAACGUCAACUGGGAGAUCAAGAUGGUGACGGUGGAGUUUGCGGACGAGCCCAGCCUGUCGUUCAUCUGCGCCGAGGUGGACUGCAAAGUGGUGCACGAGUUCAUCGGAGGUUACAUCUUCCUGUCCACGCGGGCCAAGGACCAGAACGAGACGCUAGACGAGGAGAUGUUCUAUAAGCUGACCAGCGGCUGGGUGUGAUGACGAGGUGCUGCGGGUCUCCUCCGUCUUUUGUCUUUUCAAGUCCACAGCAGCUUUUCCUCACAUUUACUUGUUCCAAACACUAAAAGCCUCCAUGCUCCGAUUCAGCCGCCUCAUAAGCACUUCGACCGUAACGUCUUCUUGUGACCUUUUAAUCGGAGGACAGACUCCCAGCACGUGACCUCAGCGGCCUCCGUGGAGUCCGGGUACGUUUAACUUCUUCACAAUCUUCCCAAGCAGGAUGAAGAUUUACUAUGUUGGGGGGUUUUUUUGGCUUUAAUUUGACGUUCAACCUUAUUUCGGAGGACUAUUUUGAAUUUGCGCUUCGUUGCAUGCAUUGGUUAAAAAGUCAAUAUUCUCAAAUUAUCCGUUAGUUUUUUUGCCAGCCUGUCUCUCACACCAAAUAGUAUUAUUAUUAUUAUUGUUAUUGUUAUUACUACACACCAGCAAAAGACCACAAGAGAAUGAAGAAUGAAUUAUGCAAGCUUUUUCCCUCAUUAUGAAGGAGCAGUAAAUGAAGUAUUAUUAUUUUUUGUAACUAAUGUAAAAACACAGGUUUUAUAGAAUUGUACAGUCUUUCUUGAUUGUGGGGGUCAAACAUCUUUGUUUUUCUUCAUCCUAUCAGAGUUUAAGAGGAAAUCGACAUGUUGAAGAUGGAUGAAGAUAGUUAUAAAUAUAAGAUAUUAGUAACUUCAAGCUUGACGUAAAUAUAUAUACUUUUGCCUCUUUCCUGCCAUUUAUUUGCCUUUUUAACAAACGUCACCUUUUUUGUCAGCUUGUGUCACAUCUGAAAUGUUUUAUUGUUAUAAUUAUUAUUAUUAGUUAUGAAGGAGAUACAGUACUACAGACUCUAAAGGUUGGAGUCCAAAUCACGAAAAAAAAAAAAGAAGGAAAAAACAAUCAAGAAAGUAAAUUAAAACACCUUUUGCUUGUGUUUACUUUUCUUUUUUUUCCCUCCCACAUUUGUUUUAUUUGCCUAUUCCUGGUGUCAGGAGCGGCAGUGCAUGUCCUGUUGCUCUGUUGUUGUUGUUUUUGACUGUAAAAAUGCAUUUAUUUUAAAAAAAAUAAAGUAAUUUUUAUUUACA